Trichophyton benhamiae CBS 112371 is the source of this 2286-nucleotide messenger RNA. RefSeq lists its product as uncharacterized. The record is from RefSeq and is a predicted model, not a curated record. Bases 1 to 2286 code for a protein of 761 amino acids. The transcript has 2 exons. Lineage: Eukaryota; Fungi; Ascomycota; Eurotiomycetes; Onygenales; Arthrodermataceae.
AUGGGCAGCAGGAGUGAGCUGCAACACCUGUCGCCUUGUGCUUCAGUUGCAACAGCGCUAAACGACGACAGUGACGACGAUGAUAUCCAUAAUGAUGACCGUGAUAGUGACGACGGAAAAAGGACAGCCUCACACACGCAAAGCACUAGAUCAUCGACCAAGCGAGAAAGCCCAAAGGUAGUUUUAGGAAGAAGCAGGACGAAAGCAGUUCAGCACUUUCUCCUGUUCCAUGUUAUCCCGAUAGCCGGAGCCGUGGGUCUCAUCGUCUUGAAUAUAACUACGAAAUUCUAUACCGCAGACCCGGCUUGGAUACCACUCCUGCAGUUCGUUGCGAAAGUGCACGAAUCGCUAAUUGUGCUUUCAAUUGUCGUUGCCAUGCUCACAUACCUUCAAUACCUCCUCAUUCAUAGACAAGCGGUACCCUUCGGAUCAAUCUUCUUUGCCCAUCAAAUGACCCAUAUGGGCUAUCUCUUUUCCCCAGAAUUUCGGGCCACCUUGACGGCACCCGAAUUCCCACUAUCUAUGAAGGUUGUCUUUGCAAUUGCGGUCAUUUUCAGUAUUCUAUUAGCCUCCGUUGUUGGGCCUUCAAGUGCCAUUGCAAUGCAGCCAAGAAUGACAAACUACUCACUACCAGAUUGGAGCGGGUUUGGUGUCAAUGCUUCCAGCGACUAUCUAUUCCCGAAGGUGCUCAAUAAUGACACCCGCCUUCCACCUUUCUGGGAGGGAGUUGAGGGCCUUAUUAUACCCCCAGUAACGUCUACGGCCAUAGGCGAGACCUCCCAAGUUGGUGUUCAAUAUCAGACCAAUAGUGACGGUCAUCAGAUAAUGGUUAUGCCAAUCUUAUAUCCUUCAACAAUAUUAGAACGUUCGUCGGCUUUGGAUCCCUUUUUGUACAAUUACGCAAUAGGAUCAAGGACCAUGUACCUGCAAUAUGCCCCUAACGCAACAAUUGCAACCAUCCCACAGAUAUUUGCUACGUCUUCUUUACUUCGGGCCUAUAAUUAUUUCCCUGGUCAACCAACCGGAAAGUUCUUCCCUUCAAUCAUCAGUGCCAACCUGCCGCAAUCCUAUGUUAGCACUGUAUGCGAAUUGAACACUAUAAUGGGGGAAGAUGAUAAUCGCCCUAUACACUUCCCAGACAGCUAUUUUGCCGACUUCUUCUAUAACGAGACGUCAUAUUUAGAGCAAUAUCCAGUGUUGAAUAUACCCAAUACUACCGACCACACAACAAUUUCUAGGAAAGAUAUUUGGGAACAAAACAUACAAUCUCGGAGAGGCCGAAUAAUAUGGGUUGACGGGGGUGUAGAAGUGGCUUCCCCCAUCCCUGGAACCACACCAGCUGCCAUAGUUGUUCAUCCUGAACCUUGCAGGUCUGUAAACGGCUCUGCGUUUCUCUCAGUUUCGGCAUGUGUCCUUGGAGCACGAUGGACAAACACGACUGUGAAAUAUACCAGGACUAAACAAUAUGACGAGAAAGCCAAAUUGGAAAAUGAACUCACGCCUGACUCUCUCGUUUUUACCCCUGACUGGAGGGACACAUCACAAUUGAUAAAUAUGCCCGCAGAAUGGACUAAUACGACAGUCGGGGUGACGCGCAUAUUCAACCUCACACGGGAGACGGAUAGGCUAUACCAUUCACCCUCGAUCGAACCCAUUCGUAUCGAGAAUGCAGCCGACAAGUUGUUGAAGUCCCUGCCCAUGACGGAUAUUAUCUGCCCUGUGAACGGCACUUACAGUGGUAACCACCGCCCCGUGAUGCAUGAAGCUGUCUUAUCGACGUUGGUUGCAAAUGCUAUAUCAUAUCAUCACUGUAUUGUCGAGCCCAGUUUUCUUUGGAGUUCAGGUUGGAGACCGGCCAUAAAUGACCGCGAUAGCUCGAUACCAAUCGAUCCACCGAAGAAGACUUUUACCUUCCGUUACGUCACAAGUGGAUAUGCAUGGACAAUGCACGGGACGUCUAUCAAAUUAUCAAUUGCCAUUCUUGGUUUAUACUGCAUUUUUGGACUCACGUACGGGGCAUAUUCGCUGAUAUCAAAACGAAGCUCGCUUGCAUGGGCUUCCAUCUCCGGCCUUGUUACAUUGGCAAUGAACUCAACGCCAACUAAAAGCUUGAAAAAUACAGGAGCUGGAGUUGGUACCACUGACAUAUUUAGGAGGCUUAUCAAUGUCAAGGAACGAGGGAGCAGCAGAAAAAUUGAAUUAGUUUUUGAAAAAGAUGUAAAGGAGGACCAGUCGCGCGAUAAUAUUGAAUACCGGAAUAUUAUAGCAGGGAGAGCAUACUCAUAG